UUCAUAUGCUCCUCCUACUGGUUUGUUUUCAGAUCAAAAGCCAAGGGUUGGGGUUUAGAUUGUAGAGAGAGAAAGGAAGUAGGAAGAGAGAGAAAGGAAGUAGGAAGAGAGAGAAAGGAAGAUGGCGUUGGUUUCUUCGUCCCUCUCUCUAACGGCUACAGCUACAGCUGCUGCUGCCUCUUCUUCAUCGAGCACCUCAACCGUCGAUGCAGGGAGGCAACAGUUUGUGAUGGGGGGAAGGCCAACUCAGUCCUCGAGGAGCUCAUCAGGGUCCCUCAGGAAAUCUCCAUUUGUUGUGAGAGCUGCUUCUACUCCACCUGUGAAGCAAGGAGCAGACAGGCAGCUAUGGUUCGCAUCUAAGCAGAGCCUUUCUUACUUGGAUGGCAGCCUCCCCGGUGACUAUGGCUUCGACCCCCUCGGCCUCUCGGACCCAGAGGGCACCGGCGGCUUCAUCGAGCCCAAAUGGCUGGCCUACGGCGAGGUCAUCAACGGCCGCUACGCCAUGCUCGGGGCCAUCGGCGCCAUCGCCCCGGAGAUCCUCGGCAAGGCCGGCCUCAUCCCCCCCGAGACCGCCCUCCCAUGGUUCAAAACCGGCGUGAUCCCGCCCGCCGGGACCUACAACUACUGGGCCGACCCCUUCACCCUCUUCGUCUUCGAAAUGGCCCUCAUGGGCUUCGCGGAGCACCGGAGGUUCCAAGACUGGUAUAACCCUGGCUCCAUGGGAAAACAGUAUUUCUUAGGGUUGGAGAAGUGGCUUGGGGGAUCGGGUGAGCCGGCGUAUCCUGGCGGUCCGAUUUUCAAUCCAUUGGGCUUGGCAAAUGAUGAGAAGAGCAAGAAGGAGAUGAGGUUGAAGGAGGUGAAGAAUGGGAGGCUGGCAAUGCUGGCGAUUGUGGGGUAUUUUGUGCAAGGGUUGGUGACUGGGGUGGGGCCUUACCAGAACUUGUUAGACCACUUGUCUGACCCUCUCAAUAACAACAUUCUCACUAGCCUCAAGUUCCACUAGACCCUACCCUUCUCUUCUCUGCUCUCUAUCUCUAUCUCUAUCUCUCUCUCUUGACAUUCUUGGGAUGAAAGUUUACUUAUAUAUAUAAGUGGGACUGCCUUUUGUUGUCUAUGGACACUGAUGUCAAUGUGAAUUAAGUGUUCUGGUAAAAAAUAGUCUCUCUCUCUAUAUGUGAAUUAAGAGCAAUAGUCACAAAGUCUCUCUUUUUCCCCCCCUCUCUCUCUCUAUGUGAAUUAAGAGCUAUGGUCACAAAGUGUCUCUUUCUCUUUCUCUCUCUCUCAUUGUAGUGUAUUUAUGUAAUGUAUGAACUAAGAAAAUGUGAAUUGCAAAAGGUCAGACUCCCUCCCUCU
Molecule: messenger RNA, 1353 nt
Organism: Amborella trichopoda
Lineage: Eukaryota; Viridiplantae; Streptophyta; Magnoliopsida; Amborellales; Amborellaceae
Gene: LHCA3
Product: PSI type III chlorophyll a/b-binding protein
Biological process (GO): photosynthesis, light harvesting
Cellular component (GO): membrane
Source: RefSeq, a predicted model, not a curated record